Molecule: messenger RNA, 2249 nt
Organism: Planococcus citri (citrus mealybug)
Lineage: Eukaryota; Metazoa; Arthropoda; Insecta; Hemiptera; Pseudococcidae
Product: divergent protein kinase domain 2A-like
Exons: 4
Coding region: 127-1353 (408 amino acids)
Source: RefSeq, a predicted model, not a curated record
AAAAACAAAAAUCAACAAAAAUAAUCAAUUAUAUGCUACAAUGAAAGUUGAAAGUUUUGUAGGUUCAAAACCGAACUUAAUAUUAAAAUUUCGCCAGUAUAACAUCUAAUAUCUAAUUAUCUAGUCAUGUUAUUCGUCACACGAGAAUUUCAAAUGAUCUUCUGCGUAUUUCUAGUUGUAUCGAUGUACUAUCUCAACUCCUACUUCGUAUUCCGUGCUCCGGCUAUAUUCAGUUUCGAUGGAUUAAAAUGCCCUUUUUGCUUCGGUGAUACGUUCUGCAGCCGAGUAGACCGAGUAGACGUAAGAUUAACAUUAAUCGAUUACAUUUUAGACAAAUUGGACCGAAAAACUGUAUUCUACGGUAAAUUCAAAGACCAUCCUAUCGUCAUCAAGAAGUUAGCUACUACAGAAGAACGAUUCCACUUGGAAGACAAAAUAUCUUAUUUAUUUGACCAUCAGUUCAAUUACUACGAUUAUAAAUUCGAAGAAGAAGCUCGUAGAUUUUAUUACGAGAGUUUACUGCUGUUGAAUUCAUCGUUCCACGACCCUUCUUAUAAGUUGAAAUGGUGUCCGACGUUGACCGGUGUGACUCAGUUUUUCGAUCCGAUAAUUCAAGAGAAUUUCUACGAUACGAUUGCUUUGAAUAUAUGGACUUCUUUGGUAUUAAAUCCGGAGCCGUUAAUGUUACAAGUUUUUAAAGCUGAAGAUGGAUGGCCUGUUCCAAAAUAUUUUGGAAGCUGUGGCCAAGCCGCAUUUGUAGCCUAUUGUGGCGAAUCUCUAAAUAAUUAUUUUCAUCAUUCGUGGCUGCUCAGAGUACACAUUGCCGAAGAGUUGUUACAAAUCGCCCAAACAUUUACAUUCAAGAAUCCUAAAAUUGGGGUCUAUCUGAGAGAUCUUUCCUAUGACAAUGUAGUUAUGGAUCCUCAUCUCAAAGUUCGAGUUGUUGACUUGGAGCAUGUGAUUUUAGUUGAUAAAAAUGAAGCACCUGGAAUGCCGUCAACUUGGUAUUCGAUCCAUAGAAGUGAACAUUUCGAAUGUCAAAAUUGUAUAACUUAUUCACCGAUUAUCAUUUGCAGUCAUCAUUUAAGUGACCAUAAUUUUUACGCAGUUUGUAAAGAGUUCUUUCACUCGGAAUCGCCAAAUGAUUACGGUUUAUUGCAUUCGCUGCCCAAUAAUACGCUCUAUGAUGAUAAGAUUCAAUUGAUAAAACACUACGCAGAGUUAUGCGUUCAGCCUACGAAUAACGAAUCUCGUUUCGAAAUUGCCGGUAAAUUGAAAAAACUGCUGUCUGAAGUCAAAAAUGAAGAAAAUUUUGACAAAAAAAGACCAACAUUGUUGUACGAGUACGACUAACCUAGUUAUUUUUCAACAAUUUAGCUAUUGUUUGUUGAAUUCAUCUUAGUAGUUGAAGAUUUUUAUAAGAAUUUGAGGUGUUGGAUUUGAGAGAUAAUAUUCAUGUUAAUUCGAGGUUUUUCUAUACUUUCUUCUAAAUAUUUUUAUGAGAUACCUGCCUACUGAAAUUUUGAACAAAUUGAAUAGAUAUCAUAAUUAAAGAUCACAGACCUCAAAAAAAAAAAAAAAAAAAUGGAAAUGAAAUUAUCCUACAGUCGUGUUUUCUAGAUCUUGAAGAUUUUUCUUUUCACCUUUAAUCAGAUUUCAGCUGGUAAAAACUGAUUUUAUUUACAUUCUUUAUUCUUUACUUAUCGAUAUAAUUGAUACCAAAGAGUAAGAUUAUCCGGUGUGAUUUUAUAAUUUUAUUAUUAUGAUAAACGAUACUUGACGUCGGUUUCGUAGAUUUCAUCGCAAUGUAAUUUUUAAAUUCAAAAUCAAAAUAUCAUGUUCCUAAUGCGAUGUAUAUUCGAGUCCGUUUUUUGCUUUUUCUUUUAAUUUAAAAAAAAAAUGUAAACUUAUCUGUGUUAUUUUGCUAAAAAUUAAUUUUAUUUUAAUUCGCCGUUGUGUGAAUGUGUAUGUUUUUAUGUUUUUAUAUUUUUAUAUUUUAAAAUGUUUCUAUGUAAUUAAUUGUGCCAUUUUAUCUUUAAUUUUACAUAGCUUGAAGCUAACAAUGAUUCUGUCCAAGGUUUACCUUACGACAGGUUGUUAAAUAAAAACAACGUAUUGCUAUUAUUCAAUUAGCUGAGCGACAAUGUAUCAUUUUUUAAUUAGAUUAGAAACCUUAUAAAUCUAGUCUUAUUCAUAGUGCAAUAUCAAGGCAACCUGAUGGUGAUUUUCAAUAAAAAAUUUUGUGCAAA